This is a messenger RNA of Lineus longissimus, 4247 nucleotides long. Its product is annotated as BOS complex subunit NOMO3-like. The coding region runs from base 25 to 3615 and encodes 1196 amino acids. Gene Ontology annotation, molecular function: carbohydrate binding. The transcript is spliced from 27 exons. The record is from RefSeq and is a predicted model, not a curated record. Lineage: Eukaryota; Metazoa; Nemertea; Pilidiophora; Heteronemertea; Lineidae. Gene Ontology annotation, cellular component: endoplasmic reticulum membrane.
UAAACUUGCCGGUCCAUCAACAAAAUGACCCGAUAUUUACUGUUUUUUACUUGUUCUAUUGUUAAUUUAUUCCAUUUGAUAUAUCCAGUAGCAUCCCAGGAUAUCCUAGGUUGUGGAGGAUUUGUAAAGUCUGAUGUAGAAAUAAACUACUCUCUUGUAGAGGUAAAACUCUACACCAAACAAGGAAGUCUCAAGUAUCAGAUGGAUUGUGCCCCAAACAAUGGAUAUUACAUGAUCCCUGUGUAUGACAAGGGGGUGUACGUUCUUAAAGUAGAGCCUCCGAAAGGAUGGGAAUUUGAACCAGAAAGCAUUGAACUCAACAUUGACGGGUCAACUGACAAAUGCAGCAAAGGAGAAGACAUCAAUUUUCAGUUUGUUGGCUUUGCUGUGGAGGGCAAGGUUUUGAGCAAAGGACAAGACAGGGGACCAGAAGGUGUGACAGUCAGCCUCAAGAAGAAGGAUGGAAUGCCGUUGAAUACAUUACAAACUAAAACGGAUGGAAGAUUUUUCUUUAAAAAAGUUUUGCCUGGAGAGUAUGAAGUUGAAGCAAGUCAUUCUCACUGGCUCUUUGAAAAGAGCAAAGUGUCCGUGAAGGUGGAUGUGACAAACGCAAAGGUUCCAGCCAGCCUUGUCGUUCACGGAUAUGAUGUCAAUGGCCAAGUCCUAAGUGACGGCGAGCCCGUCCGAGGAGUCAACUUUCUCUUAUUCUCAUCAACUGUUAAAGCUCAGGAUAUAAAAGGCUGUGAUACGACUCCAGUGAAAAGCUUCAAGGCACGCGGUGGCAAACAGCCGCUCUGCCAUGUUGUCUCAAACCAGGAUGGCUCCUUUUCAAUCUCAAGUGUACCAACAGGGGAAUAUUCUCUUAUACCCUUCUACAAGGGCGAACAAAUCACUUUUGAUGUCUUACCUGCAAAAAAAGAGUUCAAGGUUGAAUAUGGCUCGGUGGCCUUUCAGGAGCCUUUUCAAGUUGCAGGGUUCUCCGUGAGUGGUAGGGUUCUGAAUGCUAAGGAGGGCUCUGGAGUCGCAAAUGCUGUGGUCUUUGUCGAUGAGAAGGAGGUGACAAAAACUAAAGCUGACGGCACCUAUCAUUUGGUAAACAUGAAGACGGGAACAUAUUCAUUGAAGAUAACAGCAGAAAAUAUUGGAUUUGAUGAUUUGACAGCAAAAAUUUCUCCAAACACACCUCAGUUGCAGGAUAUAACUCCUUCAAGUUUCAGAAUGUGUGGUAAUAUUGUGAUUGAUAAGAUCCCGCGUGGUUUUGACAUAUCGACCAAGGAUCGCAAGGUCGAGCUCCUCACAAUGAAGAACGCUGUCCUUGGCACAUUGGUAGCUGACGAGUCUGGUAAAUUCUGUACUUAUGUCAGGCCAGGGAGUUUUAGACUAAAGCCAGUGAUAGGAGAUGAGGAAGCUACAGCAGGCCUCAAGUUGUCACCAGAAGUCAAAGAAGUGGUUGUCACAGACAAACCGCUGUCGGGCAUCAUGUUUUCACAGUUCAAGGCCAAGGCGAGCGGCUCUGUCAGCUGUCUGAGUAAAUGCGGUGUUGGCAUCCAGAUCACUUUGGUAGCUGCUGGCAAAUCGGGCGAUCACAGGACUUACAAGGUGGAAUCCAGUGGUAACCUUGCAGUGUUUUCAUUUGAUGAUCUGAUGCCGGGAAGAUACCAAGUUACUCUUGCCGAAGAUCAAUGGUGUUGGAAGGAGAAAAGCAUGAAGUUCGAAGUGAUUGACAAAGAUGUGACCAACCUUGACUUUGUCCAGAACGGCUUCCUCUUCACUUACACAAGCACCCAUGAUAUGGCUGUGAACUAUCAUGUUGAAGAUGGUAAAAUGAAACAGUCUGGUUCUGUGACGAUAUCAAAAGGCACUGGUAUCCAGUGUCUCGCGACAGCUGGCAUCUACAAACUAGAACCCGUCUCAUGUCAUCAGUUUGAAAAGGACUCAUAUUCUUUUGAUAUUAACAAUCCAUCAGUUGUCACAUUCACCGCUAUCAAACAUCAAAUCGAAGGCACCAUCACCAGUCAGCAUCUCUCAAGAGACAUCAUGGUCACAUUAAGUUCGUCGUUGAGUUCUGAUAAGUCUGAUACGUACGGUCCAUUGAAGGCUGAGGGAGUCACAGAGCACAAAGACAAGAAGAAGCCAGCUCCGAAAGGACCCUUCACUUAUAAGUUCAAACACUGGGCUCGGUCUGGCGAGCGUUUGACUGUAAUGCCAUCAUCCAAGGAACUCCUAUUUUACCCGUCAUUGAGAGAGAUAUUGGUUGAGGGAGAUACGUGCCCCGGUGAUGUGGUGGAUUUUGAAGGUCGCAUGGGUGUUUUCAUCUCUGGCAAGAUCUCCCCGCCGCUGUCCAAUGUGGAGGUGACUAUCACUGCGGAGGGGGCCGUGGAUAAUGUCAUUGUUGCCUCUACAGAUAACAAGGGCUCAUACAAUGUUGGGCCAUUGCAUGACAAUACCGAGUAUGUCGUGAAGGCGGCCAUGGCCGGUUAUGUCAUGACACCAGUUGAUGGGAAACAGGGCCAUUUCAAGGCUUUCAAACUCGGCCAGAUCUCAGUGGAUGUGAUGGAUGAAGAUAAAAAAGCAUUGGGAAGCGUCCUGUUGUCUCUGAGCGGUGGUGGCCAGUACAGAAGCAACAACCUCACCCAUGACAAUGGGAACAUGAUCUUCACUAACCUGAGUCCUGGACAGUACUUCCUGCGGCCUAUGAUGAAGGAGUACCAGUUUGAUCCAUCAUCUAAGAUGAUUGAGGUCACUGAGGGCUCAACUGUCAGUCUCAAGGUCAAGGGAAAGAGAAUUGCUUACAGUUGUUACGGAAGUGUUACAUCUCUAAACGGUGAACCAGAGGCUGGCGUCGUCAUUGAGGCUGCAGGGAAAGGUGACAACUGUGCCACCUAUCAGGAAGAGACGAAGACAGAAAAAGACGGGACAUACAGAAUAAGAGGGUUGCAGCCAAACUGUGAAUAUGAAGUGAGAUUGAAGUCUGGUGAGGUGAAUGAACACAUCGAGAGGUCUGCCCCUAAGUCUAGAAUGGUCAAGGUAUCUCAAGGAGACUUGGGUGAUGUCAAUAUAAUUGCUUUCCGCCGUAUGAACCAGAUGGACCUUAGUGGACGCAUCAGCACACCAACAAACUUUUUAUCAUCUCUAAAGGUUAUUCUGUUCAGAGAGGACCAACCAGACUCUCCAAUAAGUACAGUCAAAAUUGGAGCAUCAAACUUUUUCUAUCUUCCAUCUGUACUGAUAGACAACAAGAAUUAUGUAGUCCGUCUUGAAAGCAGUCUAUCUAAAUAUUCCUACGACUAUGAGUUACCAGAGACAACAUUCACUGCCAACUCUUCAUACAAACAUUGUGUAAUGGUAUUUGAUCCUAAGAUGAAAUCAACUGAACAGGAGUUGAACCAUGGCUCUUUCCUCAUAGUCCCCCUCGCUGCCUUGGUUGUACUCUUCUCAUACCAUUUUCAAAAGAUCAAACCAUACCUAGCGCAAGCGACUGGUCGCUUGUCAUCAAACGCUGCAAAGAAGAAUUCGAACCAGACAAGUUCACAGCCUGCCCCGUCAUAUGAUCCAUCCCUUUUGGAAACUGAUGUACCAAGUGCAAAGAAAAAAGUCCGCGUUCGAAGAACAUGAUCAAAAAUAUUUUAGAGAUUAUUUGAGAGGAAGUGUCUGUUGUAUUUAUAUCUUGCUAUGUGUUCCGGAACAUCUGUGGAGUGGAAGCACUCAGUUUUACUCAUACGUAGAAGUUUGCAGCAGUUUAUAUGACUUGCAUGAUGUAAAAUGGCAGACAGGGUCGGGAAAUAAACAAAACCACACCUAUUCCAGGCAUGAGAGUCUCCGUUUUUUGCUUCAAUUCAGGUUUUUUUGUCAGGUUCUGCUUAUGCGUCAUUCCAUUAGGUUUUUCAGUCUCUUCGCACUCUCGUGCCUGCCUUUAGGAUGCCCCUUGGAGUGAUCGAAUUUCAUCAGACAGGAUUAAGCGAUGAGGCUUUGUUAUGUUUUCCCUCCUCUGCCAUUAUAUCAUACAUGACAUCUUCACGCUGUACAGUCUUUUAUAGUUUUUAUAUCAACAAUCAUGAAUUUUUAUACUGUAAUUUGGACUGAUUCCGCAAAUAUCUUCAAGUAUCUCAAGACACACCUCACUUACUUGUUUGUCCACAGAAAUUGUGUGCAUGUACAUGAACAUGUAUGUGUAACUGUAUGACGCAUUUUGAAAAAAAAAUCGACAUUCACAAAAAUUCAAUAAAAAUAGUAAAAUUGCCGUUAAA